Messenger RNA from Mytilus trossulus (common blue mussel), 689 nucleotides. RefSeq lists its product as uncharacterized. The transcript is spliced from 5 exons. The record is from RefSeq and is a predicted model, not a curated record. NCBI's taxonomy places the organism in Eukaryota, Metazoa, Mollusca, Bivalvia, Mytilida, Mytilidae. The coding region runs from base 45 to 689 and encodes 214 amino acids.
GAUACACACUCCAACGUUAAACAUACUUGUAUUGUUCUAAGACAAUGUUGAUUAUUAGAGCAAUGGUCAUCCACUUAAUUAUCACAAUGGUGUAUUUAGUAUCUGGUGGAGUUUUUCAUAGUGGCAAGUACCUUGAAUCUCAGAUACUGAAAGUGUUUUUCAAUGUAGGACCAAGGAUGUGCAUGCUAAGAUGCACUAGGUACGCUGGGUGUACUGCUUUCAACUUCGUUAAAAGCCAUUUAUACUGCGAACUGCUUAACUCGACUCAACAGGCCACACCAAUAGAUAAGGGACAUUACAUGUACUCAGAAAUGUCAACAUGGACGAUUGAAUCAGAUACAUGCUGGCCAAAUCCGUGUUCAUUUGGAGAAACCUGUAUCAUCACGAGUAAAGACCUUCCAGUGUGUGUUAAACUCGAGAGAGCAGAUUAUCUAGGUUGUUACAAGGAUGAUGCUAGCAGGCAUUUGAAACACAACAUGACAAACAGCUAUUACAUGUCUCUUGUAUUUUGUAAGCAACAUUGCAGUGGAUACCAAUUUUGUGGCUUGCAAGCAGGUGGCUUCUGUCUAUGUGGAAAUGUCCUGAUUGAAAGUGAAUAUCCAAAAAUUCCAGAAGCAGAAUGCGACUACGAUUGUUUAAAAGCAAAUGAGGUGACACACCAUAACUCUAAAGAACUAAAUAAUAAAUGA